GAUAGGCAUGUUCUGUGUACAAAGUACAAUCGCAGCGUUUGGGCAAUUCCACUUAUAUUCUAGUCAAUUCAAAAAGUUAACCAAACUCAAAUGUGAAAUGUUUGUCAGUGGAGAGAAUUGGAAUGGACCCAACACUGACGAGACUGCUCUGGUGUAUUUCGGCCUGUGUCAGCCUGAGCUGAACCAACGAGGGGAUUAGCAGAAUCAUUGAGGUCUAUGUAGCAAAGAACGUUUACAAGGCGGAACAUUCCUGUUUAAAGUUUUUUUUUUAGAAAAUCUAUAUUGUGUUCUUUACUAGUUACUUUUUUGUCUACAGUUCCUGCAUUGACAAAUAUUUUCCUUUGGCUUUUCCUGUGUGCGCAGAAGCACCCGGAUAUCACCAGAUAUCGCGUUGAGGUAGAUUAAUCCGAUCCACUUGUAACUCUGGGAUGCAAACUACGUGAUAAAUAACGGUUAUCACGAUGUUUAAAGACUUGUGAAACAGUUCUUCAAGAUUUCCCAACGUUAUUUGGAACAUGCCUGGUGUCAGAGAAACAGCGGUUGUGGGUUUUACUCUUGCGGUAACCGGAGGAGUUGCGUAUGCCAUCUGGACUUAUGUGUCAACAGGGACAAAGCCAAAGCAAGAUUCACGGAAAAUAGAGAACACGAGUAGGGAAGAAACGGCACAAAAAGCACCAGAACCUGCACAGAAAACACCCACAGUUGUAAUCAACGAGGCCAAAUCCGCAGGAAAGCAAGUCCUGGUGUUAGGCCUGGAAGGGGCAGGGAAGACCAGCCUUCUGCACUGCUUUGCCACCGGCACUCUGGAGCAGGAUGUGGACCCAACUCAGGGGUUCAAUGCAGUCUCCAUCAAUAGGGAGGACCUGCAGAUUGAGUUCCUGGAAAUCGGUGGAACAAAGAAUCUGCAGCCCUACUGGAAGAGGUACAUGUGUAAGGCAAUGGUGCUGGUAUAUGUGGUGGACUCUUCCGAUGCUGCCCAGUUCCCUCUGGCUAAGAAGAAUCUCCACGAGCUGCUGGAAAACGACUUCUAUCUUCCUUUAGUGGUACUGGCCAACAAGCAGGAUAAACCGGGGGCCUGCAGCAUCACAACCCUCCAUGAAGCUCUUUCCCUCGAGGAGGUUGGGGACGGCCGCAAGCUUUUCCUCAUCGGUACCCAUGUUAGAAAGGGGGAUACAGAACUGAACCCGGCCGUGCAGGACGCACGAGACCUGAUCAUUCAAAUGGUGCAGGAUGGCAGAUAGACUCCGCCUCCUGCCGUGAGCUAUGAGUGUUCUAAUGGCGGGGAGGUAGGAGUUAGGGGGUAUCUUACUCAAAUGUAUCUUUGAGUUAUGUUCGUCCCAAAGGUAGAGACCAAUGUGAUUGGUUGGCCGAGGGCCGAGUUUAAAUUUUAAGACGGUGUGGGAAAAGGAUGGGAAUAAGCACAAACCCUGGUCAAACAUACUCUUGGAGCUCACGGCUGUUUGAAAUUCAAGCUCCGCCCUCCACACUGAGUCAACCAGUCAUAUUAACAUUGGCCUUCAGGGAAGAUCUGCCUGCGAGACAUGUUUGGGGAAGUGAGAGUUCCAUGUGGGAGGGGAUCGGUCAGCUCUUAUUCACCACUGUGCUGGCUUGCCUUCAUUUGUUUUGAAAACUCUAUCUUCAAGCUGUAUUGACCAACAGCAUUGUUGUAAAUGGCCUCAUUCACAACCUUAGAAGGAUGAUUCCAGGGACACCUCGAGGUGACGGGGCUUAUGGUAAAAAAACAAACAAAAAAAAACACUUUCAAUGGCAUCAGCACAAAUUAACAAAGGCAUAGAGUUUUGACUUGACUUUUCGCAGUGUUUUAUGACUACAAUAGAUACAAUAGAUACAAUAAUUAAAAAAAAUGAUGUUCUCAGCAUCUUUAAAUUAUUCGAUGCUGUUUUAGAAGCAGGUACACGUUCUGAUCUACUACUUACACGUUUUAUGCUAUUCAGAGUAUGACGACUGUGUGGUACGUCUGAUUAUUUUUGUUACAUCUUGCAUAUGUAUUGACUAUAUUGCCCUGAAAGGGUACUUUCUAUAUAGUUAUAUUUUCUUAAAACCAAUUUAGAUUUUUUGUGACCUAAGCAAUGCAAAUAUUUAUUUUGAAGCGUAUUGAAAAGAUAGCACGAUGAAAACUCACUUCUCUGUUAAUGUGGGCACAUUAACAUUUUGUCUUGGGGUGAACAUGCGGGCUGCUACACUCCUGUGUGCAAGCAAGAAUGGAGUGAACUAUACUGACUUCCACAAACCAAAGGACAACAGUUUGUUUGUGUGUAAUCACUAGAUCAGACAUCCAACCAUUUGUGUCAUAUAAGGGUUAAAUCCAAUUGUAUUGGGUUUCUGUUUUCUCACACCUGGCAGAUUUAAAUAAAGACACUUCUAUAUAUA
This is a messenger RNA of Esox lucius (northern pike), 2391 nucleotides long. RefSeq names its product ADP-ribosylation factor-like 9 (gene arl9). The transcript has 4 exons. Lineage: Eukaryota; Metazoa; Chordata; Actinopteri; Esociformes; Esocidae. The record is from RefSeq and is a predicted model, not a curated record. Gene Ontology annotation, molecular function: GTPase activity; GTP binding. Bases 516 to 1241 code for a protein of 241 amino acids.